This is a messenger RNA of Lampris incognitus (smalleye Pacific opah), 2931 nucleotides long. Its product is annotated as complement factor H-related protein 1-like. NCBI's taxonomy places the organism in Eukaryota, Metazoa, Chordata, Actinopteri, Lampriformes, Lampridae. The transcript is spliced from 4 exons. The coding region runs from base 1383 to 2198 and encodes 271 amino acids. The record is from RefSeq and is a predicted model, not a curated record.
UGGCAGAGGGGGUGGAGCAGAGAUCAGGACGGCUCGAAAGACUGGGGUAAUUGGACAUUGGAGAGAAGAAAAAAAAGGGGGGGGGUCCAAUAAAAAAAAGAAAAGAAAACUUCCUCUAGUGACUCUACAUCACCUCGCUCUGUGUGCAGUCUGGCUGUACAUUGCAGAUGCUUUCUGUGUUGUGAACACUGCUGGCAUCUACGGGGUAAAACCUCCCCACAAAGAUGUAUAUUUAACAGAAGGCGAAGCGAAAUAUCUGGAAUGCAUUAUGGUGGAUUACGCCCGUAAUCCUUAUUAUGCUAGGAUUCAGUGCGAAAAUGGGGUACAGAGAACACAGAGGUGCUACAGCAGGAGCUGAUCUGACGUUUUCUGAAACCUGUCCUGUUUUGUUUAUAUGCGACAGAAUACAGAUCCCAUGCAUGAGAGAAGUUGUCCUGUCUUUCCUACACAACGCAAUGAAAAAGUACACCGGUCACACUUGGUGCCGUAUGACCCGUCCGAUCCGUCGUCGCCGAUGAGAAAGCGUCGCCACCUGCUGCAACCGCCGUCUUCUCUCAGUCCGCCUCGCUCCAUUCAUGGUAUCAGGGUUAGCCUGCUAUGCUAAUAGUGCUACAGAUGUUAGCCAGCUAGCUAAGCUCCGUGUUGAAUGGCGACGACUGUGCGCGGGGAGGGAAGAACGUGUUGGGAGGAAUUUUUUCUGUCGAGUUUUUUUUUCUUUUCCGCAAAUUGUGCUGGCUAGAGCUGUGUAUGUUUAUUUAUGGGUGAAAGAGAAUUCGUUUUGUUUUUAGGUAAACUGUUUCCUGUUAUCUUGUUAGGGUAUUUGAAGCCAUAGGCUAGAUGUUUUGAUGCUGUGAAUUUGUUUGCUUUUGUUUCAUUUUGUUUGUUUAUGUACUGUUAUAGCCUAAUUGAGACAUGUCUAGCAGAGAUAUUUUCAAUACGCCUGUUAGUUCUUUCUCUGAUGGGCAUGAUCUUCCUAAUGGUGUGGGAAGGGGACAGUUCAUUCAUGGUAUGGGAAGGGGACAGUCCACUAGUGUGGGUAGAGGGCAGUUAGUAUUGCCGGUUGGGUAUGGGAGAGCUAGGUUUAGGUCCGUGUGUCCUGUUGUGGGCGGCCUUGAUAAGGGGAAUGAUGAGUCACUGUUUAGUGUGUCGGGUCCCUCUGCCAGUUCAACACCUAUCGUACACGCCUCCCACCUGUCUCAGCAGACUUCCCCCCAAGUUGUUGUUACUACUGAAACACUGGGCAGUGAUAUUACUGAUUUAGCUGAGCAGAUUAGUGACAAUAUCGCUGCUAGCUUCCAUGCCAUGCACAGUCAGAGUCCAAGCCCCCUCCCCUUUUUAAAGGUGACAAGUCUGAGACAUUUUCCAUUCAUGAGUGGGAAGAUAUGAUGAGGAGCUACAUGAGCAGGAUGGCCUGCGGCUCAGAUGCUGAGGGGUCUGACCUGAUAAUGAGCAGGCUGAGUGGUAAAGCUAGAGAUGUGGUGAAAGUGUCACUCCGUAGUCAUCCGGGAGUCAUUCCAGCUGAGCUUCCUACCACAAUAUUUGACAUCCUCAAACGCAAUUUCAGUGAGCUCACAUACUCCAGCAUGCCUAUGAAGGACUUUUAUGGGACUGUGCCGCGCGUGUCAGAGAGUGCAAUGGAUUAUUGGAUCCGACUGAACAAAGCCAUCGAUAUUGCCGAUGAGAGCCUCCGCAGGCGAGACAACAGUGUUGAGGAUCCGAGUGCUGGGGUAGUCAUGAUGUUUAUCACUCAUUGCCCUGACCCCAGACUGGCAGUGUAUUUCCAGUUCAAGCCCGUGGAGCAGUGGACAGCAGCUGAAGUCCAGGAGAGGUUGGAUGGUCAUGUGAGGAGUCUGAAGAGCACAGCUGCCCAUCCCCAACACGCAAACGUCUCAGUCUGCACACAUGAAUGGAUGGUGCCAGCCCCUCACUGUGGCACACAGCACCAGCCUGUCGUGGUAACCUCCACCGGUUUCGUCUGCACCUGCCACUGCAUAUACUCUUGUUCCCAUUCAGUCUCAACAACCCCCUGUGUUGGCCGCUCAGUCUCCCCAGAUCCAACCUCGCCGGUCAGGAGGCUAUUCCAACCUGCCAGAACGCACUCACGCUCAGUCCAGUUCCCCCUACAAAGGUCGCCAACCGACUCUCCACCAGAUGACGGGUUUCAAAGCCAAGAUGAGCUACAGCAGGAGCUGAUCUGACGUUUUCUGAAACCUGUCCUGUUUUGUUUAUAUGCGACAGAAUACAGAUCCCAUGCAUGAGCGAAGUUGGCCUGUCUUUCCUACACAACGCAAUGAAAAAGUACACCGGUCACACCAAGUCGAGCCUUAGCUUGACAGUCAGCAUGGUGAUCUAGAAAGAAGAUAACAGGUCCUGAAUUAUGUUUAGCAGCAUCUACCAAAAAAAAUAUACAAGAAAAUAAAGAAAGAAAUCUUAAUUAAACCUUAAUAGAAGACAACUUUCCAAAUAAUGACUUUAUAUCAUUGAAACUACUAGAUAGGUAACUAAAAUGUGUUUGGCCAUUCAGGUCAUCUUCUUUCAAAUUAAAAACAAAAGUGUAUAUUCUAUAUAUGUUGUGUAUAGAAAUGCAAAAAUUCAUGGAAGUAUAAAAUUUGGGUACCAGAGAAAUCAAAAUUUGUUAUUUAUCCCCUUUGAGCAUUUUUUUCUUUUACAUUGUGCUCUGAAAUUUAUAUAUUUUUUUCUAGUUUUUCGUUGAUUUAUUCUCAGUCUGGUGCAGCAUAAUGUAGGUGGGAGCUUUCCAACUAAAUUUCAACAUCAGCAUCAAAAAGGUUUGAAACUGUCACAAAAAUAAGAGUACCUACAAAUCUACACCAUAGACAACAACACAGAGCUACUUUGUCAUAUGUCGGCAUGUUUAAAAGGCUCCCACUAUCAUCCACUUUUGUUUAAUUGUGCUCUAAUGUAAAUAAUAAA